This is a messenger RNA of Laccaria bicolor S238N-H82, 444 nucleotides long. RefSeq lists its product as uncharacterized. Gene Ontology annotation, biological process: mitochondrial electron transport, NADH to ubiquinone. The coding region runs from base 1 to 444 and encodes 147 amino acids. The record is from RefSeq and is a predicted model, not a curated record. Gene Ontology annotation, molecular function: NADH dehydrogenase (ubiquinone) activity; quinone binding; NAD binding. The transcript has 2 exons. Lineage: Eukaryota; Fungi; Basidiomycota; Agaricomycetes; Agaricales; Hydnangiaceae.
AUGCGUUUGCACACCACCUACAUCCGUCCAAGAGGUGUAGCCUUUGAACCUCCCCACAGGCUCCUUGACGACAUCUUCAAACAGGGAACCCAUUCCAGCAGUAAGAUUGAGGAGCUCAUCAUGGGUAAACAUAUUUUGAAAGAGCAGACGAUUGGUAUUGGACCUGUUGCUGCCAAGCAUGCCUUGGAUUAUAGUUUUGGUGGGAUUAUGCUGCGUGGUAGUAGGAUUGUGUGGGAUCUGAGGAAGGUGGCUCCGAAUGACAAGUACGACGAGGUUUGUGAUACCACAUCGUCAUUCUACCUCCAGGAGCAGCCAACGCUGUUGACGGAUGCGCUUAGCGUUCUCAUCAAUCAUAGUCAUGUCGUCUGUAUGUUCUGCCCAAUGGACCACAUUCCCCUCCUUUGUUUGUACCUUAUUGCUGUAGGCAGGGAGGGCACACUUUAA